Messenger RNA from Pestalotiopsis fici W106-1, 873 nucleotides. RefSeq lists its product as uncharacterized. Gene Ontology annotation, molecular function: oxidoreductase activity. The transcript is spliced from 2 exons. The record is from RefSeq and is a predicted model, not a curated record. Gene Ontology annotation, cellular component: cytosol. NCBI's taxonomy places the organism in Eukaryota, Fungi, Ascomycota, Sordariomycetes, Amphisphaeriales, Sporocadaceae. Bases 1 to 873 code for a protein of 290 amino acids.
AUGGCGCCGCCUGCCCUCCCCAACUUCGAUUCGUUCACCGAAUCCUGGCAUAGCGAACCAUAUCCCUUCAUCUCGCCAAAGAGACAGGAACUUUCAGCAGCAGGAAGAAACGUUGUCAUCACAGGCGGAGGCACAGGAAUUGGCAAGGCCAUCGGUAUUGCCUUUGCUCAAGCUGGCGCGCAGUCUGUAGCCAUUAUAGGCCGCAGACUCGACCGUCUCGAAAUUGCAGCACGAGAAAUCCAGGCUGCUGGUCAUUCCACCCGUGUCUUGUUCGAAACGGGAGACGUGGAAAAACGCGAAUCGAUUGAGGCAGCGUUGGAUAGCAUCGUGGCCAAAGUCGGCAAGAUUGACAUUUUUGCCGCCAACGCUGGCAUGCUGCCGACAGAGGGCCCGGUGUCCAACUAUGAUGAAGCAGAACUUCGACGAUGCAUCAAAACAAAUAUCUUGGGCGCUUUCAAUUCAGUUCAAGCAUUUAUGCAUUGCGCAGCCCCCGGGGCCAAGCUUUUCAAUAUAGGGAGCGGCAUCGGGCAUUUGGCACCUAUGCCGGAGAUUCCUGGUGUCUUUAGCUACGCGGCGUCAAAAGCGGCAGCCUUGAAGAUAUUUGAGUACUUCGCUUUUGAGAAUCCGGGCUUUCACACUGUGAGCAUCCAACCAGGAAUUAUUGCUACUGAAAUCAACCCAAAUAUCACAGAAGGGGCCGAUCAAGUGGAACUGCCGGCUCACUUCUUGGUAUGGCUUGCAUCAAAAGAAGCCGAGUUCCUGAAGGACAAGUUUGUUUGGGCAAAUUGGGAUGCACAAGAGCUUUUGGCCCGGGCGGAUGAAAUUCAAUCUUCAAUGCUCUUGAGAGUGUCUUUGAACGGCAUUGGCAUGUAG